AUGUAUUUGCCGUAUCUUUUCAUAAAUACUGCGCUUAUUGCUCAGGCCGUAUGGUCUGUCGGGACUAAUGACCAAGUCGAACCCGACUUCGAUUAUGGCAGCUUUCAGAAUCCCUCAUCGAAUGUGAGACCACGCUUCCGCUACUGGGUGAAUGAUGCAUCCGUGAACUUGAGCGUGGUAGCAGAGGAUGUGAAGGCUAUGGGUGAAGCAGGGGCCGGUGGGCUUGAGCUACUCGGUUAUUAUCUGUAUGGAGACUCGCUGAAUAAUGGUGGACUAUUGCAAUGUCCCUUGCAGUCGGACUGGACUACAUUCGGUUUUGGAAGUCCAGCUUGGAAGGACCUGGUCGACACUGUCUUGACAACAGCAAAAGAAUAUGGUUUACUUGUAGACUUGGCCAUUGGGCCAAACCAAGGUGCUGGUGUUCCGUCGCCCUACAAUGAUGAUGGCCUUUUGUGGGACUUAGCUGGGUUCAACUUGACAUUUUCCCCCGACAAGGGCUAUGACGGCAUUAUUCCUGGUUGGGGCGCGGGUCCUCUGAUUGCAGCUGUUACCGCACAAGUCAGCUCGACCGGUUCAAAUGAUGAUACAUACAAAGUACUACUGGAAAGCUCACUACUGGACGUCACACCUCUCGUCAACUCCAACGGGCAUCUUCAGGUAAAAGCAAACGACACUGCGGAAGGUUGCCAGUAUCUCUUUGCUUACUACUUAGUUCAUUCUGAGUAUCGUGAGGUACAGAGUCCUGCUGAUGUUAUGGCCGCUGUCCCUCAAUCGCCCAUAACGACUUACUCUCAGAACGGGUCAUGGGUUGUCGAUCAUUUUUCUCCACAGGGCGCGUUAGCAGUUGUGAACUUUUGGAGACAGGCAUUGCUGGACAGCGAGAGUGGCGCACUGAUUCGCGAAGUGGGCAAUUACCUCUGGGAAGACAGCCAAGAAUAUACCGUCUCCACAUUCUGGACCCCGCGCCUGCAAGAGGUAUUCAAAGCCAAUCGAGGCUACAGUAUCAACAGAUUUAUUCCCAUUCUGAUCGGUUCCGGCGGCGGGUCUACUCCAGACAUCACCUAUGUUACUGAUGAGCUUGAUGCAGGUGCCAGUCAUACAAUGGAUUAUCAGCAAACACUCACGGAACUGAACGCCGAGUAUCUCACAUCUUUGACACAAUGGAGCAAUGACCUAGGCAUUCAAUUUUCGGCACAGGUAGUAUACAACCUGCCUAUGGACAUGCUUGCCAACGUACCCUACGUCAAUGGUCCCGAGUGUGAGACAUUAGGUUUUAGCGAUAACAUCGACAGCUACAGGCAAUUUGCUGGCCCCGCGCAUCUUGCCGGGAAGCGUAUCAUUUCCAGUGAAGCUGGUGCAGAGAUGUUAAAAGUAUACCAGGAGUCCAUACCUGAGCUUCUAUGGACCCUGAAACGUUCUCUUGCCGGAUCUGUCAAUCAGUUCGUGCUUCAUGGUUACCCAAACUCGGGUAAUUAUGGAAACACAACGUGGCCGGGCUUUACAACCUUUUCGUAUUUGUUCUCGGAGAUGCAUGGUCCUCGUCAGCCGGCUUUUGCCUAUUAUAGAGAUUUUCUGGACUGGCUCUCUCGAAACCAGUUCGUAGAGCAAACAGGUAUCCCUAAGGUGGACAUUGCCUUUUGGUCGAAGUCUACCACAUACAAGACUGUUCCCACUACUUACAGUCCUGUUGAUCUACAGAGCACAGGCUACACAUAUGAAUACCUAAGCCCCGACAACUUUGCGCUACCCGGAGCGUUUGUCUACAACGGCACUUUUGCGCCUAAUCAGCAGGCAUUCAAAGCCCUCGUUGUGCGAGCAAACGAGACUCUGACAGCGUCUGGAGUUGCGAAACUUCUUGAAUAUGCUUAUUCCAAGCUCCCGAUUAUCUUCUCCGGUGGACUGCCAUCGAACUUCAGCGGGUGCAAUCCUAAAGCUGCGAGACAAGCUGUCAGUACGAUUAAAAGCCUAACUUCUUUGGAUAACGUCCACACUGUGCCGUACGAGAACCUGGCGGCAACGCUCAAAUCUCUCAACAUCCUGCCGCGUACAUCUGUGAGCGCGGACAGAACCUGGUACACCACCUGGAGGCAUGAUACAAAGACGCUUACGGACUACGUCUAUGUUUACAAUGAUGCAGCCGGGGUCCCAUAUGGAGGUGGAAUCUCUUCAGGAAGUAUAUCUUUUGAGACAACGGGAACACCCUUCUUGUACGAUGCCUGGUCAGGCGAUAUUAUCGCCUUGUCUAUCUACCAGAAGUCUGAGACCCAUGUUACAAUUCCUCUUACGCUAGCCGGAAACCAGUCCGUGAUUAUCGGCUUCCAUCAGAACGCCCAGCCAAAUCUCCAUCUACAGAAUAUAACAGAUGGGGUUCUUUGGGCAACCGGGAACACGACAUCCCUCGCCGUUCUUAGAUCCUUUGAUCAGGAGUCUCGCGAAGUCUACCUUUCCAGCGGAAAGUCCGUGACCCUAGCCCCGAUGCUGACGCCUACAUUUACGCUUGGCAACUGGUCGCUGGUAGUCGAGUCAUGGACCGCACCUUUGGACUUCUAUAACGUCGAGUUAGGACCGACGCGCACGAAUCAAACGUUUGAUCUUCUGACUCUAGUGCCCUGGAACCAGGUAUCGGCGUCUCUAACCAACGUUUCUGGAAUCGGGUACUACUCGACAAUGUUCGACUGGCCUCCACAGGCCACAAAUGGCACGGUCUCUGGAGCAAUUAUCGAUCUCGGGCCCGUUAUGCACACGGCACGCGUCACCAUAAAUGGACACGUACUGCCACCGGGCGAAAUCACUUGGGCAAAGUGGGAUAUUGGGCCUUUCCUUCGACGCGGUCAUAACAUGGUGGAGGUCGUUGUUAGUACCCCUCUGGGGAAUGUGCUGCGAACAUACUGGGAUGAACUGGAGACGAGUGGGAAGCUUGCCGCUGCCGUUAUGCCGUUCCCACCGGAUGAGGCAGACUACGGAUUGAUUGCUCCGGUGAAGAUUAUUCCUUAUCGUGAAGACCGGGUUGCUUAG
Molecule: messenger RNA, 3015 nt
Organism: Aspergillus luchuensis
Lineage: Eukaryota; Fungi; Ascomycota; Eurotiomycetes; Eurotiales; Aspergillaceae
Exons: 4
Coding region: 1-3015 (1004 amino acids)
Source: RefSeq, a predicted model, not a curated record